This is a messenger RNA of Naegleria fowleri, 816 nucleotides long. RefSeq lists its product as uncharacterized. The record is from RefSeq and is a predicted model, not a curated record. Lineage: Eukaryota; Heterolobosea; Eutetramitea; Acrasida; Naegleriidae. The coding region runs from base 1 to 816 and encodes 271 amino acids. The transcript is spliced from 2 exons.
AUGAAGCGUGCUCAAAUGCUCGUUCUUUCCGAUGCCAUGACUUCCGAAAAUAUUCUCUUUUUUGAUGUAUUUAUGAGUACGAUGAAACAAUACUUUGGUGAUGUAGCCUUUUAUGUGGAGGAACAUGAUGAUUAUCAAGUGAUGAAUGAAGAUGUACCAUCUGUUGAGUAUUUUGAGACUUUGGUACAGAAUUAUAUUACUACUAAUGAAGCGGAGGCCAUCUUGAAGGAUAAAGAAUUGAAACGAUUGGCCAAACAUGUCAUCAAUUCGAAAAUUAAGAGAAAGGCAGAUUUUGAGUUGAAAGCGAUGGAUGGUGGAGUUUGGAGUGAAAAAGAUGAAAAAGAUGAUGGACAGUUUAGAUUGAAAGUAAACCCUUUGACAAAGGCAUUAUAUUACAAGUUUUUCACCUAUGUACCAAGAUGGGACUUUGAAGAUGUGACUUAUGAAUCUAAUGUAUUACAAGCUAUAGAAUCAGUUCCAGCAUUUAUGAGACAUGUGACUCGAGAAUUGGACCGAUUUAAAGUUAGCCAUAUGCUCAUCAUGGAAAUUCCAUUUGAAAAUAUUGCUGCUCUUCAUGUGCAACACAUUCUGUUUAACAGCAAACUUGAAAAAAGACCAAGAGGACUAUUAGUGUUGGAUUUAAAAAAGAAACCUGUAUUUAAAUCAAGAAGAAUUUCGUGUGAUGCUCGAAAUAUGAGUCAGGAAAAAAUAAGAACUGAUUUUACUAAAGAUAAACAAGCAUCACAAUAUAGUCGUCAGACUUUCGUGAAAUUGAAAGAUUUGUUGCUAUCAUGGCUGAGAGUGAAAAAAGUUUAG